AUACAUCCAUUUAUGUAAGAGCAUCGUUAUUAAUUAAAGGCGAAAGCUUUAUAGAUUCUUUCCUGCGGCAGUACACAACUACAACUACUAAAUACUUGUGUAUUAACUUAGGUUUUCCGGAAGAUACAAACAUCUUACGUUCAGACAAAACAUCUACAGAUCAUUAUCACACACUCUUACACAUACUUAUACGUACAUGUAUGUCUGUAUUGUCUAUAUGUAUCAACAGCACAGAAACUUCUGAUCUUGUUUCCUGUCGCUCCAUCUCCAUGCCCCUUCUUCUUUCUCCGCCGUCAAUUAUUUAAGGGAUUGGAUUGAUUGUUUAAGAUAAUAAAUGGGGAAUAAAUUGGGGAGAAAGAGAGAAGCGGUGGAUGAGAAGUACACAAAACCACAAGGGUUGUAUCAGCACAAAGAUGUGGAUCAGAAGAAGCUUAGAAAGCUUAUUCUUGAUUCUAAGCUUGCCCCAUGUUACCCCGGUGACGAUGAUCACAAUGCCUUUGAUCUCGAGGAAUGCCCAAUUUGCUUCUUGUAUUAUCCAAGUCUUAAUCGCUCAAGAUGUUGCUCCAAAGGCAUAUGCACCGAGUGUUUUCUGCAGAUGAAAACUCCCAAUUCUACUCGUCCUACACAGUGUCCCUUCUGUAAGACCUCUAACUAUGCUGUGGAGUAUCGGGGUAUGAAGACAAAGGAGGAAAAAGGCAUCGAACAAAUUGAAGAACAACGAGUGAUUGAAGCUAAUAUAAGAAUGCGACAACAAGAACUAAAGGAUGAAGAGGAGAGGAUGCAGAAACGCCAACUUGUAAAUUCGUCAAGCAGAAGCAGAUCGGGGGAGAUUGAGUAUAGCUCAAUAGCAGACUCAUCAUCCUUUGUAGAAGGUGAGGGAACAAAUUCUCCUCAAUACCUAUCUGCUAUGCCAUCAAUGAGGCAGCCUUUACCCCCUAGGCAGAAUAGGGAAGAUGAAUUUGAUCUUGAUCUUGAGGAUAUAAUGAUCAUGGAAGCAAUUUGGUUGUCCAUUCAGGGGAAUGACAGACAUGGGAAUCCAACCUCCGGGGAUACUGCUCCAUUAGAACAAUUCAUAUCAGAGGAUCAAUGUGUGGCAGCACCAGUUGAGACAGCAACAUCUUCAUCGUCCCCUUCGGGUGGUCUAGCUUGUGCAAUUGCUGCUUUAGCAGAGCGUCAGCAAGGAAGUGAAGAUUCUUCCGGUAACUAUAACGAAAACACUUCGACGUUCAAUACGGUUCCUGUAUGCAGCAGCUUUUCGAAUAUAAAUGAGCCGGUGCAUCAUCAGUAUUUUGCAUCAAGCUCCAUCGAAGUGGCCCCCAUUAUAAGGGAAGAAUGGGGGACUGAAGUUGGACCGAGUUAUGCAGGGCAUGACGCAGCCGAAGAUAUGGUCGAGAACAAUAACUCUUUCCCAGAACAGGAUGAAAAUGGAAGUAAUUCUCAAACUUCAGCUGCAGCCGUUGUUCCCGAGAGCUUCGAGGAGCAGAUGAUGCUGGCCAUGGCAGUAUCGCUAGCUGAGGCUCGGGCCUGCACCAGUUCCCCUAGCGUGACAUGGCAGUAUUAGGUCUUAGAUCGAGGGAAUGUUGGAUUUUUCCGUCCACUGACCACACUCUUUCUGCUUCUCCAGUAUACAGGUCUGCAUAAUCAUGAAAGAGAAAGGUUGAUUGGUCUGUGUAAUCAUGUAAUAGAAAGGUUGAUUAUAAGUAAAUAUUAAAAUUUGUUCUGGUUCUGAUUCACAAA
Messenger RNA from Daucus carota subsp. sativus, 1737 nucleotides. RefSeq names its product E3 ubiquitin-protein ligase DA2L. The transcript has 9 exons. The record is from RefSeq and is a predicted model, not a curated record. The coding region runs from base 335 to 1561 and encodes 408 amino acids. NCBI's taxonomy places the organism in Eukaryota, Viridiplantae, Streptophyta, Magnoliopsida, Apiales, Apiaceae. Gene Ontology annotation, cellular component: cytoplasm.